This is a messenger RNA of Solanum lycopersicum (tomato), 2053 nucleotides long. NCBI's taxonomy places the organism in Eukaryota, Viridiplantae, Streptophyta, Magnoliopsida, Solanales, Solanaceae. The record is from RefSeq and is a predicted model, not a curated record.
CGAGUAUAAUAUUGAAGGAAGGCAAGACACCCAUGUUGAUUCACAACGACAUGGGUGUUAGAGUGUAUAUUAUGCUUAAAAAGUCUGAAAAUUAGUUCAACAAGUAUCCACUGUGUAUUAGCAAACUGCCUAGUAUAAUUGGUACCAAUGAACUGUGUGGAAGUUCAAAUCAGGAUAGCGAUAUGAUAACAUCUAUCAGCAUCAAUGAAAAUGAUGAAUUUGAUAAUAGGCAGCUGAGUAUUGGUGAAUUGGUAGAGCCGCUUCAUAUUUUGUGGUCAGAGAGCUGCGAUGGAGUUAUUUCAAAUCCUUGUAAUAAGUUCGUGGAGGUAGACCAAGUGUAUAAGACCAAAGACAUAUUGAAAUCUGUGAUGGAAAAAUAUGCAAUUGAAAAAAGAUUUCAAUAUGGAACAGUGAGGUCAAACGCAAUCAGGUACCUGCUUUAUACAUACAAAUAUGUAAUUGUAUAAGUUGUUUUAAUUAUUUGUAUAUUGAUGUGUUGUGUUGUUUUUGCUAAUGUAGUUAUACGCUGGAGUGUAUUUCUGAUGAAUGUGAAUGAUUAAUGAAAGCAUCUCAUGUCAACAACUCUGGUAUGUCUAGAAUAAGAACAUUUAAUACAGACCAUACUUGUCUUUUGAAGGAUAAAGUGUAUUCACAAAAACAUGCCACAAGCAUGCUGAUUGGAGGGAUCGUUAAACCCAAACUUGUUGAUCACAAGAGAAAAUAUACACCUUCUGAUAUUCGUAGUGAUGUAAAGAUAUAUUUGGGAGUUGAUGUAAAUUACUCGUUGGCUUGGAGGGCUAGAGAAAAGGCUCUAGUUGCAUUAAGGGGGACUGUAGCUGCAUCUUAUAGCAAGCUUCCAUCAUAUUUGUAUAUGAUAAAUAUAACAUAUCCAGGCUCGCAUAUACGUCUAAAGAAAACAGAUAAAAAUGAGUUCUUGUAUGUCUUUGUUGCAUUGAAUAGUUUUAUACAAGGCUUUGAACAUUGCAGGUCUGUAAUUGUUGUGGAUGGAAGUCACCUAAGAGGACCGUAUAAUGGAACAUUUGUUGCUGCAAGUACAACGGACGGAGCAGUGUCAGAUAGAAAUGAAAGUAUCAUAAAGGCAGUGACUCAAGUGUAUAGAAAUGUGUCACAUUAGGCUUGUAUGUGGCACUUAUGGGGUAAUGUAGAGAAGAAAUUUAGGAAGGCAUCCAAGGAGUUAAGUCCUGUGUAUUAUACAAAGACAAAGACUUGCAACAAAGUUGAAUUUGACAGGCUGAUGGAUACUGUAAAAAAAGUUGAUGUAGGUGUUAAAGAGUAUUUGGAGCUAGCUGGAUAUGAUAAGUGGUCAAGGUGUCAUGCAGAAACUCAUCGGGGAUGGGCUAAGACGUCUAACAUUGCAGAGAGUAUAAAUGCUGCAUUAGUAUCUGCUAGGGAAUUACCAAUAUUCAAUUUUCUGGAAGAGGUAAGACUGAUGUUUGGGAGAUGGAAUCAUGACAACAAACACGAGGCAGCCUGCACAUUUACUCCGUUGAUUGGAAAAGCUCAAAGUUUACUAAUAGAAUAUGAAGCAUUGAGCACAUGAAUGGGGGUAUGUUUUAUGUACAUAAAUUAUUAAUUAAUGAGUUAUGCACACGGAUAGAAAUUGUAUAGACUUAUACAUAUACAUAAAUCUAUUUGUGUGAAGCAAGUUGUGCCGUCAAUUGAAUACAUAUACAAUAUGACUGAUGAUGGUAGGAGUUUUGUGGUCUGUUUAAAGAACAAAACAUGUAGCUGUGGGAAGUUUCAAUAUGAAGAAAUUCCUUGUGAACAUGUUUGGGCUGUAUUGAAGCGGAGAAGUCUAGUAGCCGAUGUAUUUUGCUCAGAUUUGUAUAAACCAAAGACGGUUUUGAAGAUUUAUGAGAUAUCGAUCUAUCCAUUGCCUUCCUUUUCAGAAUGGGUUAUACCUGAAGCCAUAAUGUAUAAUGAAGCCCGACCUCCAAAAUUCAAAAGACCUCCCGGAAGGCCUAAAAAUAAAUCCCGUUCAAAAACUAAACGUGAAUUGCUUGGACUAAAAGGAAAGCAUACAUGUAGUACA